This is a messenger RNA of Paramacrobiotus metropolitanus, 1749 nucleotides long. RefSeq names its product phosphoserine aminotransferase-like. The record is from RefSeq and is a predicted model, not a curated record. The transcript has 7 exons. Lineage: Eukaryota; Metazoa; Tardigrada; Eutardigrada; Parachela; Macrobiotidae. The coding region runs from base 416 to 1543 and encodes 375 amino acids. Gene Ontology annotation, molecular function: pyridoxal phosphate binding; O-phospho-L-serine:2-oxoglutarate transaminase activity. Gene Ontology annotation, cellular component: cytoplasm. Gene Ontology annotation, biological process: L-serine biosynthetic process.
AUUAUUUUGUGAUACAGUACCGCAUAUUUUACGGUAGUACUAUUCUUGAAGUGGAGUAUAGUGGUCGUAGAGUAUACUUACUUUAUUCAGGUGAUUUUUAUCUAUAGAUAUGAGGUGUACAUUGCACAUUUGACCUAGAAAAAGAGGCUGUAGCAAUCGUCUUCGUUUUAUUGGAAAACAUAGUACUGUUGAACGUGUCCACCACAGCGACAACGAAACACUUGUGUUUUAUUGUUUUCCCGUGCAGUUCAUAAACAGCUGCAGAAUUUCCAGCUCCUUGGUUUAAGUGAAUUCUGCCUGGAUAAUUCGGUUUUUAAUUCAAUUUGGACGUCUUUUAACGAGUAAUCUGCACUUUGUAAUUAGUGUACUUAUUUAAAGAAGGUACACCGUCCACACCUUAUCACUUACCGUUAAGAUGGAGUCUGUUGUAAACGGUUGCAUAAAAAAGAAAAUUAUUAAUUUUUCUCCCGGACCAGCAAAAAUUCCCGAAGAGGUGCUGGAGAUUGCUCAAAAGGAACUGGUGGAUUUUCAGGGACAUGGACUGAGUGUCAUGGAAAUGUCCCAUCGCUCCAAGGAAUUCGAAUCCAUCAUUUUUGGAGCAGAAAAGACUGUUCGGGAGUUACUGGAUGUGCCAGCUAAUUAUAAAGUCCUGUUUAUGCAAGGCGGUGGCGCUGGCCAGUUCUCCGCUGUCCCCCUGAAUUUAAUGCGCACAGGAACGGCCGACUACCUCGUCAGCGGAAGUUGGUCACAGGCAGCAGCUAAAGAAGCCAAGAAAUACGGAACGGUGCAUCUGGUAGCGCCCACACCGGAGAAGUUCGGGAGUGUUCCGGACGAAUCGGAAUGGAAAUUCAGUGAUAAUUCCUCUUACUUUUAUCACUGCGGCAAUGAAACUGUGCAUGGAGUGGAGCUGCCAACGACGUUCACCUCUGUUCCUGGUCAUCUCCCUAUUGUAGCAGAUAUUUCUAGCAGUCUGAUGAGCCGAAAGUUUGACGUUUCAAAGUAUGGGAUGGUGUUCGGUGGUGCACAGAAGAACGUGGGAUGCGCUGGUGUCGUACUGGGUAUUAUACGAGAGGAUUUGUUUGGGCAUGCGCGCAAGGAAUGUCCAUCGGUGUUGGACUACAAACUACUGGACGCACAUACUUCACUGUACAAUACACCUCCAUGUUUUAAUGUGUACGUGAUGGGUUUGGUGUUGAACUGGAUCAAGAAACAUGGCGGUUUGGACGCUAUGGAUGAAAUGAGCCAACGGAAGUCAUCGCUGAUUUACAGCGUAAUUGAUAAAUCCAAUGGAUUUUAUUACAAUCCCGUGGAUAAACGCUAUCGCUCACGGAUGAACGUCCCAUUCCGCGUCGGCGGGGUAAACGGCGAUGAAGAACUGGAAAAGCGCUUCCUGCAGGAAGCCGGUAAACUACACAUGGUCCAGCUGAAAGGGCACCGCUCGGUCGGUGGGAUGCGGGCGUCACUGUACAAUGCCGUCACAGUGGAAGAAACGCAAGUCUUAGCUGAUUUUAUGCAGGAUUUUUACGAUCGAAACCGUGUUUGAAAUGGACUGACGGGUUGUUAAUUGUUUGCGCUUAGAGUGAUUGUUACAUCUUACUUAUGUUCGCAUUUUUGCGUUACUCAGUUAUAAUGCGCCAUUUGCUCAGAAAACAAUUUUUAAUUUCUUUAAGUUAUGCAUUCCUCACACUAUCCGAUACUAACGUUUACAUAAAAAUCAUGCCUUAACACAAACCGCUCGUCCCUUAACGA